AUGGAAGAUAUGAAUGGAGCUUUACCUUCUCAAUUAUCCGACUCGGCAAGUUCAACAUCGGAAAUUGCAAGUCUGAAGGCUUCACUUUUAGAAAUGGAGCGUAAAUUAAAGGAUAAAUUCCUUCCAAUAAAAAGAUCCCAUCCGAUAGAAGUCUCUGAGAGCUCAGACGAGGCUCCUGCCAGGAGUCUGGCGCCAGCCAGGAGUCAGGCUCCUGUCAGGCGCAAAGCGCCUACAAGGCGAGAUGAUUUUCAUGAAUGGAGAGAAGAACCUGAACCUCCUACUAGACGAAAAGUGCCUGAGGCGCCUGGAUCGAGGCGCAAAGCGCCUGAAACUCCUGAAAUGAGGCGCAAAGCGCCUGAGAUGCAUGAAACGAGGCGCAAAGCGCCUGAAACUUCGGAAAUCAGACGCAAAGCGCCUGAGGCUCCUGAAAGGAGACGCAAAGAGCCUGAAGCGUCUGAAGCGCCUGAGGCUCCUGAAAGGAGACGCAAAGCGCCUGAAACGAGGCGCAAGGCGCCUGAAGCUCCUGAAUUGAGGCGCAAAGCGCCUAGAGCGCCUGAAACCAGACCCAAAGCGCCUGAAGCGCCUGAUGCUAGGUGUAAAGAGCCUGAGCCUUCUGCCAAGCGCCGGGCGCCUGAAUCUCAUUUCAGGCGCCUCACUCCUGAAGUGCCUAAUAUCCAUCAAGGGUCAAUCAGGCGCAAGGAAUUAACCAAACUACAGGAACCAGGCUUCAGGCGCUAUGAAUCAGAAGCUUUAUCGGAGUUUGAGGCGGACUUGGAGGCUCCUCUUUGGGAUUUUUCUCAGGAUCAGUUUUCACCUGACAGGGUCUCUAGAUGUCGCACAGGCGGCCGUAGCCCCUGUCAGGAUGGGCCUGAUUCUGCGAAAAUGGAGAGACAUUCGAGGCCUUCUCCUGAUAGGGACGGGAGUUGUCGCACAGGCGGCCGUCGUCCUUGUCAGGAGGGUCUUACUGUAAUCAAAGGCAAAGGACAGCAUCGGCCUUCACCUGGCAGGGACUCAAGACGUCGCACAGGCGGCUGUAGCCCUUGUUAG
Molecule: messenger RNA, 1047 nt
Organism: Macrobrachium nipponense
Lineage: Eukaryota; Metazoa; Arthropoda; Malacostraca; Decapoda; Palaemonidae
Product: serine/arginine repetitive matrix protein 1-like
Exons: 2
Coding region: 1-1047 (348 amino acids)
Source: RefSeq, a predicted model, not a curated record